This is a messenger RNA of Epithele typhae, 2703 nucleotides long. Its product is annotated as kinase-like protein. The transcript has 8 exons. Gene Ontology annotation, cellular component: cytoplasm; nucleus. The record is from RefSeq and is a predicted model, not a curated record. Gene Ontology annotation, biological process: peptidyl-threonine phosphorylation; peptidyl-serine phosphorylation. The coding region runs from base 1 to 2703 and encodes 900 amino acids. Gene Ontology annotation, molecular function: protein serine/threonine kinase activity; protein tyrosine kinase activity; ATP binding. NCBI's taxonomy places the organism in Eukaryota, Fungi, Basidiomycota, Agaricomycetes, Polyporales, Epitheliaceae.
AUGGCUGUGGAGCCCCACACUCUCAAGCGCCGCGCCUCUGGGUUACGUCGCGUACGCGAUCAACGAGAUUUGCGGCCAUUUGUGAAUCCUCAGCCAGGAGGUCGGAGAGUAGACUCCUCGGGAAUGCCACUGUCGCCGCUGAAGCAGUUGACGACAAAUUUGGUCGAAACCUACCACAUUUGCAACCCGCAGUUCAAAUAUGAGUCAACCCACAACCCACGGCGCGUCCUGACGAAGCCGAGUAAGCCAGUGCACAACGAUGGAUACGAUAAUGAGGACUACGACUACAUCCUCUACGUCAAUGAUUGGUUAGGCACGGAUGAUGGUCACAAGUACCUCAUCCUCGACAUCCUCGGCCAAGGAACAUUUGGUCAAGUGGUGAAAUGCCAAAACAUGAAGACGCAUGAGGUCGUCGCAGUGAAGGUCGUCAAGAACAAGCCAGCUUACUUCAACCAGAGUAUGAUGGAGGUCACGAUACUGGAGCUGUUGAACCAACAAUGUGAUCCCCAUGAUGAGCAUCACAUCCUCCGACUGCGUGAUUCCUUCAUCCACAAAAGCCAUCUGUGCCUGGUCUUCGAGCUACUUUCCUCGAACUUGUACGAGUUGAUCAAGCAGAACCAGUUUCAAGGUCUCAGCACCCAGCUUGUCAAGGUUUUCACAGCUCAACUCUUGGACGCUCUCACAAUUCUGAAGGAGGCACGAUUGAUCCAUUGCGACCUGAAACCAGAAAAUAUCCUCCUGAAGUCUCUACAGUCGCCACAAAUCAAAGUGAUCGACUUUGGGUCUGCCUGCCAUGAACGUCAAACGGUGUACACCUACAUUCAGUCGCGUUUCUAUCGCUCACCUGAGGUUCUGCUGGGAAUUCCGUACACAGCGGCAAUUGACAUGUGGUCACUGGGAUGCAUCGCUGUGGAAUUGUUCCUUGGUCUCCCGCUCUUCCCCGGCACCAGCGAGUACAACCAGAUUACGCGGAUAGUCGAGAUGCUUGGGAUGCCACCGCAGUAUAUGCUGGAUAUGGGGAAGCAAACCGGCCAGUUCUUCGACUCCUUCGUCGACCACUACGGACACAAGAAGUACAGGCUCAAGAGUCUCGAACAGUACUCUCGUGAACACAACACAAACGAGCAGCCUGGAAAGCAGUACUUCAAAGCGACCACACUUCCGGAGAUCAUCAAGCAAGCCCCGAUGCCCAGCUUCAAGACCUCGUCACGACAACAGUCUCAUCAAGCAGAAGUCGAGAAGGAGAUGAACAAUCGCGCUUCCUUCAUCGAUUUCGUCCAGGGACUUUUGAACAUGAAUCCCAUUGAGCGCUGGUCACCUCAGCAGGCACGGUUACAUCCUUUCAUUACGGGAGAAAAGUGGACCAAACCAUGGACACCUACCGGCGCGACGUCUGGCCACCCAGCGCCAUCCGGGACGCCGAGCUCAUCCUCCAAUGCCGCACCCGUCGAUCCCAAGAGGCCAUACGGAGGGUUGGUCCCUUCCCAACCAAAGGGUACCCGAGCGUACCAGGACGCUGCAGCGUACAACCAGCAUCUCGCGCAGCACCAAGCAUACACAGCGCAAGCUCAGGCGGCAUCCCAGGCGGCGCAGAAUGCGUACCGGAACCCCUACCUUCAGCCCCAAAGUUCUCAAUCUCAAUCGUCAUCGUACGGAGGCACUCAAGAGACCACCAAUCCCAACUUCUCUGCUCCAUCAUUCAACCCACCCAGCUCGCAGACGUCAUCGCACCGCACUCUCGCGCACCAAAGUUCGCAUGGGCAUCUGAACGUCAACACCAACGUGCCACAGUUCCCAGGCCAGGCCACUGCUGGAACUGGCGGGUUCACUGUCCCUCAACACUUGAACCCCGCUCCACCCGGUCAGUCCUACUACUCGUCGACACGCAAUCGCUCCAACACCAUCCACAACAUGGCGGACAACAUCCCCCCGGCCCUGGCGCGGUUGCAACAUAUGAACCAAGACGUCAUCGGGGGUCGGAAGGCGCUCACACCGGUGCUGAAGCGCGAUGACGCAAUGAAAGAAUGGGAACGAAGGCAGCAAGGCAAGGCAGCUGCUGCGCAGCCAUACCCGCAGCUCGAAUUCCUUCAGCAGCAGGCAGAGAUGGCGGCCGCGCAAGGUCUCACCAACUGGGGUCACGGUGCCGGCGCGUCGGGCCGGUACCCUCCGCCGACCUCGGGGCUUGCACAUUCGUACCAGCCGAACGCGAUGCUCGUCGACGAAGACCGCCGGGACGUGAUCAUCAACAGCGCGCGCAAUGCGGCGCACGCUAGCGACCAGCCGCUCUACACCUCCGCCGCAGGCAACCUGAUCCCAAGUCCCCCGCAAGCCUACACAAGCAACGCAACGACGACCGGCAACCGCUAUGCAGCCACAUACUCCCAGGCGUCGAACCAAACGCCUACGUCCCCGUUUGACGGAGCGCUCGAUCGCCGCGGUGACCUGAGUAACAUGUUCGUCCCUCUCCAGCCCGACCAGUACGGCCCAUACAAUCCUCCAGGCUCCUCUGGUGGUGGUGGCCCGCGCCAGGUUGCCCCUCCGCAGCAGGCCGUUGCGCCAUCGUUCUAUGGCGCCGGAGUUGUCCCCGCCGGGCACGCAAUGGGUUCGCAGCAGCGGAACCCCUUCGGUGGGGCGGACAGCCAAUCCCAGGCAAGCACGAAGGAGUCCCGUCGGAAGAGCGGGAUGGAGCUCUGGACCCAGUGA